Molecule: messenger RNA, 2895 nt
Organism: Limulus polyphemus (Atlantic horseshoe crab)
Lineage: Eukaryota; Metazoa; Arthropoda; Merostomata; Xiphosura; Limulidae
Product: solute carrier family 13 member 5-like
Exons: 13
Coding region: 220-1974 (584 amino acids)
Biological process (GO): citrate transport; monoatomic anion transmembrane transport
Cellular component (GO): membrane
Molecular function (GO): succinate transmembrane transporter activity; citrate transmembrane transporter activity
Source: RefSeq, a predicted model, not a curated record
UGCUAACACGUGAGAUUCGGUCAUACUCACUGGUUGGCUUACAUAGCUCCUCGUGUCUCUUUUACGGUAGGACUACUUCAGCUCGAGGUAAAACUCGCAGUAUUGACAGUAAGCCAAAACUUGAGUCAAAUAAAAAGUUGGUUAAAAUAUUGCCGCUUAAAUAGAAAAAGAGAAGUAUUAGUAAAGUGAUAGGGUUAUAAGGCUAAAAAAAAGGACACAAUGAAAAGAUCUAUCCUCAACCUUUAUCAUAACGUUGCUGCUCUGUGGAACCCCAUCAUCUUUUUUCUGGCUCCGCUUGUUCUCUUACUGAUUCCUUUAUUGGUCCAUACAAAAGAAGCAAAAUGUGCCUACAUGAUGAUCGUGAUGGCAUUGUUCUGGAUGACAGAACCUGUUCCUCUUGCUGUUACAUCACUUGUACCCAUCGUUUUUUCUCCUCUAAUGGGAGUGGCCAGUACUAAAAUAGUAUGUGAAGCUUAUGCAAAUAAAACGCUGAUGAUGUUCGUGGGAGGACUAAUGGUAGCAACAGCAGUGGAACACUGUAAUCUUCAUCAGAGGAUUGCUCUGCGUGUGUUACUAUGGGUUGGAACAAGCUUGAGAUGGUUGAUGCUAGGAUUCAUGCUGACCACAAUGUUCUUGUCCAUGUGGAUCAGUAACACAGCUGCUACAGCUAUGAUGGUACCUAUUGUUGAAGCUGUGCUAGAAGAAAUUUCUGAUGAACAGGAAACCAGAAAAGAAAAUAUCUCACUGAAAAAAAUCAAUCCACCAGAUGGCAGCAAUAUGGAGCUCAAUAAUGGAAUGGUGCAAGAAACCAACAGCAGUAUAAACAACCAGCAACCAACCCAUCAUUCAACAGUACGCAAGGUCUUAUUGCUCAGCGUAGCCUUCUCAGCCAACUGUGGUGGAACAGGUACAUUGACCGGCACGGGACCUAACCUCGUUCUCAAGGCACUUUAUGACACUUAUUUUCCCCAGUCUAAAGACAUUACAUAUGGAUCUUGGAUAGUUUACAACGUACCUGGGAUGUUGUUGUAUGUUUUGGUCGCAUGGUGGUUUCUAUUUUUCUAUUUUACUGGAACUUAUUGCAAGUCCAAAGAAAAUGGAAAAAAACGCGAAGCUGUGAGAGAAGUUAUUCUUCGAAAAUACAACAGUCUUGAUCAAAUUAGUUUCCACGAAACUGCUGUGUUAAUACUGUUUAUAUUACUGAUACUGCUGUGGCUCAUGAGAGAUCCUGAGUUCUUACCCGGCUGGGGUCCUGCUUUGAGCUCUGAUGUACACAUCGAUGACGCUACUCCAGCUAUUUUUAUUGCUUUGCUAUUAUUUAUUAUUCCCGCUAAGCCUUCUCAACUGAGAUCUAGCCCACCAUUACUGGAUUGGAAAACAGCACAGAACAAACUGCCGUGGGGAGUUUUGUUCAUUUUAGGAGGAGGGUUUUCCUUGGCUAAAGUUUCAGAGAUUUCAGGGUUAUCUAGGUGGAUGAGCAACCAGUUAUCAUACCUAGAUUCCAUGCCUCCAGUAGCCAUUGUUAUUGUGCUGUGUAUCCUGACGGCAACCUUGACAGAAGUCGUAAGCAACGUAGUAUCAGCGACAAUUCUGCUACCCGUUAUCAAACAGCUCAGUUUGGCCUUAAAAGUUCACCCCCUGUACUUGAUGUUACCAGUAACGAUUUCUUGCUCUUUCGCCUUCAUGCUUCCGGUUGCAACAGCACCUAAUACCAUGGUGUUCGAAAUUGCUAGAAUGAAAACUUUGGAUAUGGUCAAACCCGGUUUCUUCUUGAACAUUCUGUGUAUAUGUAUUCAAACUAUGAUGAUCCACACGCUAGGUGACGCACUGUUUCAUUUCAAUACGAUUCCUUAUUGGAUGAACGUGAAUACAACCCUUACUACUACGUUUAGCUCCGUGUUACCAGAAGCUGUGGAUAAUCUGACGAUCCAUAGAAUUACAGCAAUAUCGUUUCUAAAUAUGACGUCAACGUAAAAGUUGCCUGGCAUCGUGCUGUUCUCCAUCAAAUCACUGAUUGAACAUAAUCGGUUGUUCUUGACAUUAUCUUUUCGACUUUAAUAUAAUGAGCUAUUUCCAAGAUAACGUAUCAGCCAUGUCUUGGUUGUCUUCACAAACUACCAAUACUUCUGACUAAUCUUUGGUCAGGCUGAAACGUCAAAUUGAUAAUUUUUUAACUCUUCUAAAUUCACAAAAAAAUAUAUUAAAUUUACUAUGGAAUAUUGUGAAAACGAAAAAUUGAAUUUUAGACUUAAAUAUUGGCACAAGUAACGGCAUACAUACCAUCAAAAUUUCAGAAAAGCAAUUUAUAAUGACACCAUCAUAUAUACUUUCUCAAGACAUCCAACGUCUCACAAACCUGCUGUUGUCUAUAGUUUGUUACACAGGCAUAUAACCGUAUCCUUGUCAUCUGAAGAUUAUGUAACUGAAUUAAAAAAAAGAAAAAAAAGAAAGAAUUGCUAUCAAUAAUGGUUAUACAGCUAAUUUAAUCGACAUGUUGUUGUUUAAAAAUUAAAAGCCAUUAAAUUAUAAUCAUAUACUGUACCAAAAGAUAAUAAAAAAGGAAUGGUGUAUGAUAAGAUACAUUGGGAAAUCUCACAAAAUAUAAGACAAUGAACAAAAAACUAUACAAUUGCGUUCUACUGUGCAAACAAACAAACAAUUUGGGCAAAACAUUGUAUAACAACAGGAACAAAAUCGAAAAAAUACAAUCACAAUGGUGUUUAUCAUUUAACACAUCAAGACUGCAGUAGUGUAUAUGUAGGUCAGACAGGACGUUCCAUAGAAACAACAAUUAAUGAACGUUCAAGAAGUUGAAAAUUGGGAAAAAUGGACUCCACUUUUUCAUCCCACCUUAAGGAAACUAACCAUCAUUCGAAUAAAAUUUUUCAAAUUUUA